AUGAAGGAGGAAGACACCAAGGCCACCAUGGGCCUCCACCCAAUGCAGUCCAGGCAAGCCGGUGAUGUCGAGGAAGUGAAUGGAUUUGGCGAGGGCGUCGAAGGUGGACAUGGAACACAACGUGGUCUCAAGUCUCGACACGCACAAAUGAUUGCCCUGGGCGGUACGAUCGGGACCGGUCUCUUUGUCGGUUCAGGCCAGGCCCUCCAGAUGGGAGGACCAUGUUUUCUCCUCGUGGCAUACAUCAUUAUGAGUCUUCUCGUGUAUGGCAUCGUCACAGCCACCACCGAAUUCAGCUCCUAUCUCCCAGUCCGCGGCAGCAGCGUCAAUUACUUUGCCGCUCGCUAUGUCUCGAGCAGUCUAGGUUUCGCACUCGGCUGGAUGUAUUGGUAUAUCUUCGCCAUCACAGUCCCGGCAGAGAUUACAGCAACCAGCCUCGUUAUUGAAUAUUGGAAUCCACCUGUCCACGUUGCCGUAUGGAUCACCAUCUCCAUGGUUGUCAUUAUCGCUCUCAACUGCUUCCCAGUCAAGGUAUACGGUGAAGCCGAAUUCUGGUUCGCCUCUCUCAAAGUCUUUGGCCUGAUUGCGCUUCUCAUCACUGCCCUUGUCAUCGUCUGUGGUGGUGGCCCCAAUGCUCAGGCCUUGGGUUUCCGAUAUUGGCAUGACCCUGGACCAGUCAAGGAGUACCUGGUCAGUGGCGGGAGCGGCAAGCUGUGCGCUUUUAUCGGGACUUGGGUCUUCUCGGUCUUCGCAUUUGCCUUUGCCCCAGAGCUGAUUGUAGUCACCGGUGGUGAAAUGCAAUCGCCCAGGCGUAAUCUGCCCUCGGCCGGCCGUCGAUACAUCUACAGACUCAUAUUCUUCUACGUCCUGGGGUCCUUCUUCAUCGGCCUCAUCGUCUCCAGCGAUAACGAUCGUUUGCUGGGUGGAGGCAAGGGCGCAGGGUCAUCACCUUGGGCUAUUGCGAUUAGCGAGGCGGGUAUCAGCGUGUAUCCUGACAUCGUCAACGGCAUUAUCCUGACAUCGGCCUGGUCUGCGGGCAACUCGUACCUGUAUCUCUCGAGUCGCGCCCUCUACAGCAUGGCGCUCGUGGGAACAGCACCCAGGGUAUUUGCCAGGUGCACCAAGAGCGGCGUCCCCUAUUACGCUCUUGCUGCAAGCGCAUCCGUGUCCCUCCUUGCUUACCUCAACGUUGCUUCAACCGGCGCCGUCGUCUUCAACUGGCUCAUCAACCUGAUCAAUGCUGGUGCCUUUCAGAGCUGGAUCGCAGUUUGCAUCAUCUACUUGCGGUUCCGGAAGGGCACAGAGGUGCAAGGCGUCACUGAUCUCCCAUACCGGUCCCGCUUCCAGCCCUACAUGGCAUGGGUUUGCGGAAUCACAUUCUUCAUUCUCAUGUUGCUGAACGGGUUCAAGGUAUUUGUCGGCGAUAAUUGGGAUGUCUCGAGUUUCCUCACCGCGUAUAUUGGUAUCCCGAUCUUCCUGGGGCUGUAUUUUGGUCAUCGCUUCACUGUCGCCCGAAACGAGCCGUGGUAUAUUGACGCCAAACUUAUGGACCUUGUAAAUGGUAUGGAUCAAGUGCUUGCUGCAGAGACACCGAAAACCACACCCAACGGAUCGAAAUUCAAGGUGCUCUCGCGCAUUUUUGGAUGA
Diaporthe amygdali is the source of this 1647-nucleotide messenger RNA. RefSeq lists its product as uncharacterized. The transcript has a single exon. NCBI's taxonomy places the organism in Eukaryota, Fungi, Ascomycota, Sordariomycetes, Diaporthales, Diaporthaceae. The record is from RefSeq and is a predicted model, not a curated record. Gene Ontology annotation, molecular function: amino acid transmembrane transporter activity. Gene Ontology annotation, cellular component: membrane. Gene Ontology annotation, biological process: amino acid transmembrane transport. Bases 1 to 1647 code for a protein of 548 amino acids.